Messenger RNA from Misgurnus anguillicaudatus (oriental weatherfish), 7914 nucleotides. Lineage: Eukaryota; Metazoa; Chordata; Actinopteri; Cypriniformes; Cobitidae. The record is from RefSeq and is a predicted model, not a curated record.
UGAGAAAAUGUGCUGUAUGUGGGAUGCUGCUGUGGCUCUGCCCUCUGAACAAUACAGUGCAACGCUGUGUAACAACAAUAUGGAUCAUAUCAGCCGCGGUUACUCUGUUUUAUAGCACAUUUUUUUGACUUGACGCGGAAAAAUGUGGAUACCUACUGAACAUGAAAAAUAUGGCGUUGUGCUGGCAAAUUUUCGAGGAACGGUUCAGCAUGGACUUCCCCUGGAGAUCGGUGACACCGUGCAGAUUUUGGAGAAAUGUGAAGGAUGGUUUAGAGGUUUCAUCACGAAGAAUCCGAAUGUAAAGGGAAUAUUUCCAAGCUCCUACAUUCACUUGAAGAAUGCCCACGUCAAGAAUAAAGGGCAGUUCGAGACCGUCAUCCCCACGGAAGACUCGGUCAUUACAGAGAUAACUAUGACCUUGAGAGACUGGGGCACUAUGUGGAAGCAGCUGUAUAUGAGAAAUGAUGGCGACCUCUUUCAUAGACUGUGGCAUGUGAUGAAUGAGAUAUUGGAGUUGCGACAGCAAGUUCUAGUGGGUCACCUCACUCAUGACCGGUUGAGCGAUAUAAAACAGCACAUCACAGCACGGCUGGACUGGGGCAAUGAGCAGCUGGGUUUGGACCUGGUCCCCAGACGGGAGUUCAGUAUGGUGGAGCCCGAUGAGAUCAGCAUCACGGAGCUGUAUCGGCUGAUGGAGAGGCGCCAUCGUCGACGCGACAUUCCGCCACAGGCCAGUAUGCACCACCUGUUUCUGCAGGUGAAGAGCAUGAUGACCUCAAACCUGGGGGAGGAGCUGGAGGUCUUCUUUUUUGUCUAUGACAGCAGAGAAAUCCAACCAAUCAGUGAAAGGUUCUUUGUGCGCCUCAAUAAGCAGGGUCUACCCAAGUCCCCAGACAAGACAGACAGGCAGUGUACACUCUUUGUUGAUUUGGGAAGUAGCGAUCUUCGCAAAGAUGUGUAUGUUGUAGCUCAUAUUUUUAGAAUAGGACGAAUGGUCGCAGGCGAGAAGAAAAGCGUGAGUAACACGCAAUACAAACGUCCAUACGGUUGUGCUGUGAUCAGCGUGGCCGACCUGUUGACAGCCGACUUCAAGGACGACCACUUGCUCAAGGUCUACUCGUGUAACACAGAGAGCGAGUGGUACCAAAUCCACGACAGCAUCAUCAGGAAGGUCAGCUCGCGAUACAGCCAUAUUGGCUCCAAUACAGGCCUUAAUGUUUCUCUCCAGCUCCUGCAUGGAGAUAUGGAGCAGAUUCGUAAGGAUUAUAUGCGUCUGUUCACGAGGAACGUCUCUAUAACCAAAAGACUUGGUUUCUCCGAUAUCAUCAUCCCAGGUGAAAUAAGGAAUGACCUCUAUGUGACCCUUGAGCGAGGGGAGUUUGAGAAAGGUGGGAAAAGUGUGGCACGUAAUGUGGAGGUCACCGUCUAUCUGCUAGGAGGUGAUGGACAGAUUCUUAAGGUUUGCUGUGGUUCUGGAGAGCCAGGUGAAGAUGAGCACCGGUCUUUUGUCUUGUAUCACAGUAACAGCCCUCGCUGGGCCGAACAGGUCAAACUUUCCAUUCCUCUGGAGAUGUUUCGCGGCACACAUUUGCGCUUUGAGCUCAGGCACUGCUCUACAAAAGAGAAAGGGGAGAAGAAGCUGUUUGGCUUCUCCUUCGUCCCUCUGAUGCAAGAGGAUGGGAGACCACUACCUGAUGGGACACAUGAGCUCAUUGUCCACAAGUGUGAAGAGACUGCAGAUCUUCAAGAUCCUACUCGGUACCUCAGACUACCUUUUUCCAAAGCCAGUAUCCAGCCAGGCAACAACCAGACAAUAAAAAACAGCAAAGAGUCUUUCUGGAUCCACUCUUCUCUCUGCUCUACUAAACUCACACAAAAUGGUGACAUGUUGGAUUUGCUAAAAUGGAGAGUCCAUCCAGACCGAAUAAUUGACUGUCUUGCCAAAAUGAAGGAUAUUGAUGGCACAGAGAUUGUUAAGUUUUUGCAGGACGCCCUAGACACUCUGUUUGGCAUUUUAGAUGAAAGUCCCCAGCGGUAUGGCCUAAAAGUGUUCGACUGUCUGGUGCAUGUUAUAAAUUUGCUGCAGGACAGCAAAUUCCAGCUCUUUAAACCUGUCAUGGACAACUAUAUUGAGAACCACUUCGCUGGUGCCCUCUCAUACAGGGAUCUGAUUCGUGUGUUAAAGUGGUAUGUGGAUCGUAUCAUUGAUGCCGAACACCAGGAACAGAUCCAGCAGGUUUUGAAGGCGUCCGAGUAUUUAUUUAAGUUUAUCGUACAGUCACGGCGUCUGUACGCGGCGGCCACUGGAAGCCAGAACGAAGAAGAAUUUCGCUGCUCCGUUCACGAGCUCUUCAAAUCCAUCCAUCUGUUCCUGUCUCAUGAGAGUAAGGGCAUUAGCCCCAUCACACACACACAGGCCGUGUUCCUGAGAUCGUUCCCGACUGUGUGCUGCGAGCUGCUAAAGAUCUUCGGCAUAAGAGAGGUGGCCAAUCUGGCCCGUGACACGCUGAGCAGCCUGCCUACCCUCACGCACACAGACUGCCCCCUACAGGCCGUUAAACUGCAGUGCAUGGCCAAGACUGUCGAGAGUCCACUUUACAUAAACCCAGAGUCGAGAUGUGUGCUGUUACCGGUCGUGUUGCGACUGCUACACACACACCUGCAGGAACAGAAAGAACUGGUGCUGUGUGCCAACAUCCUCACCAGCAUGCUGACGCUCAACAUACCCACCACGGAUUGUGGAGCAUCUGAUGAGGUGAAUGUGGUCAUGGAGGGUCUUUCUGGAGUUUUACUCAGAACAAUACUGGAAGUGACCAAUCGGCCUCAGCCUGCUGCCACCUCCCUGCGCCUACAGUACCAGGAUGUCACAGGUGAAUUUGUCGCGUGUUUGCUUACCCUGUUAAGACAGCUGAAAGAUAAAGAAUAUCAACAGCUACUUAGCAGAUUUCCCACUAAAGAUGAACUGACGAGUUUCCUUCUGCAGUUAUUCACCGUCUUCAGAAUACUAAUCCGAGCAGAUAUGUUCCCGAAAGACUGGACUGUCAUGAGACUCGUUGCUAAUAACGUGAUCAUCACCACUAUCCUGUAUCUCUCCGAUACACUCCGCAACAACUUCCUUAAUGAGAAAUUUGACUUCAAGGUAUGGGAGUCCUAUUUUUAUCUCUGUAUAAUAUUCAUCAACCAGCCUUGUCUCCAGCUUGAGAUGUUUCCGCCAUCCAAGAGAAAAAAAGUCCUGGAGAAGUACGGUGACAUGAGAGUAAUGAUCGGCUGUGAAAUUUUCAGCAUGUGGCAGCAUUUGGGUGACUAUAAGUUAAAUCUUAUUCCCACCCUGAUUGGUCCAUUUAUGGAGGUGACUCUGGUACCACAGAUGGACCUGAGGAACGUUCUCAUUCCCAUUUUCCACGAUAUGAUGGACAGUGAACAGCAGCGGAGCGGCAACUUCAAACAGGUGGAGGCCAAACUGAUAGACAAACUGGAAGGUCUGAUGUCCGAGGGCAAAGGAGAUGAGACAUACAGAGAGCUUUUUAACAACAUAAUUCCAUUGUUUGGUCCAUAUCCUAGUCUCCUGAAAAAGAUCGAGCGGGAGACCUGGAGAGAGAGCGGCGUCUCCCACAUCGCCACCGUCACGCGUCUUAUGGAAAGAUUACUGGAUUACAGGGACUGCAUGAAGAUCGGAGAGGUCGAUGGGAAAACGAUGGGAUGUACAGUCAAUCUUCUGAACUUCUACAAAACCGAGUUGAAUAAGGAAGAAAUGUACAUCCGUUAUAUUCACAAGCUCUAUGAGCUUCACCUGAAGGCACAAAAUUACACAGAAGCGUCAUACACCCUGCUGUUGUAUGAUGAGCUUUUGGAGUGGACUGAAAGACCCCUCAGAGAGUUCCUCACGUAUCCCAUGCAAAGUGAAUGGCAGAGGAAGGAAUGCCUUCAUCUUACCAUCAUACACAACUUUGACAGAGGGAAAUGCUGGGAAAACUGCAUCAUACUGUGUCGCGAGCUGGCCAAUCAGUACGAGGCUUAUUACGACUACAGAAAUCUCAGCAAAAUGAGGAUGAUGGAAGCCUCUUUUUACGACAAAAUAAUGAACCAGCAGCGUCUGGAGCCCGAGUUCUUCAGAGUCGGGUUUUAUGGCAAGAAGUUUCCAUUCUUUUUAAGGAAUAAAGAGUUUGUUUGUCGAGGGAACGAUUACGAACGUCUGGAGGCGUUUCAGCAGAGGAUGCUCAGCGAGUUUCCUCACGCCAUCGCCAUGCAGCAUGCCAACCUGCCCGACCAGACCAUCCACCAGGCUGAUGCCCAGUAUCUCCAGAUCUAUGCCGUCAGUCCUGUCCCUGAAAACCAGGAUGUCCUGCAGAGAGAUGGAGUGCCCAACAACAUCAAGAGCUUUUACAAAGUCAACCAUAUCUGGAGGUUUCGCUAUGACAGGCCUUUUCACAAGGGCACCAAAGAUAAGGAGAAUGAGUUUAAGAGCCUGUGGGUUGAAAGGACAACAUUGACCCUCGCUCAGAGUCUUCCUGGCAUCUCUCGCUGGUUUGAGGUUGAGAAAAGGGAACUGGUGGAGAUGAGUCCCUUGGAAAACGCCAGCGAGGUGAUCGAAAAUAAGACGCUGCAGUUGAGAACGCUGAUCGCCCAGUGUCAAAUGAGACAGAUGCUGAACAUCAACCCCCUGACCAUGUGCCUGAAUGGAGUCAUAGACGCAGCCGUCAACGGAGGACUGGCUCGAUAUCAGGAGGCAUUCUUUGCAAAAGAUUACAUCUCAAAUCAUCCAGAAGACGGAGACAAAAUUACUCGUCUUAGGGAACUGAUGUUCGAACAGGCCCAUAUACUGGAAUUUGGAUUGGCGGUGCAUGAGAAGUUUGUUCCACAAGAUAUGAGGCCGUUACAUAAAAAGCUUGUGGACCAAUUUCACGUAAUGCGCUCCAGCCUGGGAAUUCAACCGCAAGAGUUUCCCGCUUACGUGCGAGUUAGUCCACUGCAUUUUGCCAAUGGCAGUCCUCGCACCUGUAGGACCCCUGUACCGAAUGCCAUCAGCCCAGAGGGAGCCCGAAUUGUGCCGAGACGCAGUCCUCUCAGCUAUCCAGCUGUCAACAGAUACUCCUCAUCCUCACUGUCAUCACAGGCCUCAAAUGAAGUGAGCAACAUCACCGGCCAAUCAGAAAGCUCGGAUGAGGUCUUCAACAUGCAGCCCAGUCCGUCUACCUCAAGUCUAAGCUCAAAUCAUUCUGGUUCACACAAUGUGAACAGCUCAGCGCCCUCGAGCAACAGAGCUUCUCCACUGCCAUCUGACAAGCACAAGCACUCCAGAGAUAACGCCUGUCUCUCCCCACGGGACAGACUCUGUAGUGGCAUCUUCCCGAGCCCACUGGAUCCCACACAGAGAAUGAUUCCGUUCCAAAUACCAAUGGAUACACCAUUACCACGCUGUGAACCUAAUCUCCCCACACCUGAGACAGGAUCUCUGUGCAAGAAUGUAAGAUCUUUGUCUCCCAUGCCAUCGGCCAGGUCCCCACAGAAGUCAAUGGUCCCACCCCUAACACCCUCCCCCACCGAUGGCUUGCCGAUGGGUAGCCUGGUAUCUCACUCACCCGCACGUUCUGGCAGCUACAGCAGUGGCAUCUCAUCCCUCAGCCGCUGCAGCGUCUCGGACACCUGCGGGAUCGACCUCCCGCCCCCAGAGCCUCCCCUCCCCCCUGCCGUGCCCGCAGAUGUGCCCAUUCGCCGCGGAAGCAAGACACCCCCACCCUACAGCGUCUACGAACGGAACAAUCCCCGUCGAGCGACUCCGCUCCCCCACAGCUUGUCUGUGCCGCCCAGUACCGAUAACCCUAACCUGACCGCCAAACCCCAGCUGAGCCGCACGCAGCGGAUCAAUUCGGAACCCCGCCCCCGACCCGUCCCGAGGAAGGUUUCUCAGCUGUAGUGUAUCAUCGGUAACAGACUGCCUGCAGAACGGGAACGAACGUUGGGAUUACGUCAAUUUACUGUAAAACUACCGUAGACCAGGCUAAUGUGUUUAUGGAAGCAAAACUGUUUUUUAUUUCCAUUCUAAAAUCAAGGCAGGACAAACCUAUUUGUGAAUGUUUUGCUAUAUUUGUUUAUUGAUAUGAGAUCAUCUUAAUUUGGUUUGGUGACUAUUUUGUAGAUGGCCCAUUUAAAGCAAAAACACAAACGCAAAGUUACACCUAGAAACGUUGAUACCGGAAAAGCCAUGAAGAGAUUACGUACGCUUCGAGAUGGCAUUUACUUUACAACAAAAUCUGAAGAUCUGGCAGGUCCAUAUCCCAUUUAGUACGCUCUGAAAUCUAUUGCUAGCAAGGUAUUUUUGAUAGAAGUGCAAAAUCUGUGACUGUACAGCCUUUCUUUUCACACUAUGCUUACACGAACGAAAGUGUGCAGCUAGACCUGCAACUCAUUUUAACCGCUUUGUACUUUCUGGAAUGGCUAAAAGGUGCUACAUACUUCUUAGUGUUUUUUUUCUAAUGUAGCCUUGUAUCUACCGAAACUGCCUGACCGUUAAAUGUGCCAUGUGAUGAAAUUGUGUGGUCUCAGAGUAUUGUGCCAAAGAUGCAAACAGUAUUAACUUCUUUGUCAGUGAGAAUAGUUAGAAGAGCUUAACUGAAGUUAGCGCGACCGCUAGUGCUCAACAAUGUUCUUCUUAAACCGUGUGCAGAGGCGUAGAUCUACACUGCAUGGGGCAUGAGCAGUACAAAGCAAUAUAACCGUUGUAGUUUGCAGAGAGUGAUAUAAAUCGAAAUCAUCUAGUUCUGAGAUAAGUGUACCUCAGAACCUUAUCUCAUAUUAGAUUGGUCUACAGUACUAUAUUUAAUAUUGGGUAAAUUGUCACAAAUGUUUUUUUUCUCUUCAAAUCUGACUUUUUUGCAUCAAGGUCAGACUUAAAUUCCAGAUUUAUUGGAUUUGGACAACGUUAAAGAACUGCUGUAUAGAUUUUUCAUUUUUAGUUUUAUAUUGUUUUGCAUAUAUAUCCAUAUAUAUAUUCUUCCCUUAACACAGAACUGAGUGAUGAUUCAUUACCCCUUUUUAUGUUAUACCCCUCUUUUUAUAUGUAAUUGAUCCCCUGGAAACAUGAUUUUUUGCUAACAUAGCCUAUGUGAGCAGACUGAUUUCCAAGAAAAUACCGCAAAAUUAGCACAUUUUAAGGAAUAUUUUCAAUUGAUAGUGACAAACAGCUUUUUCACUGCCAAAUUGAAAGCCCAUGAAUACUGAACGAGUAUUUGAUAUACAUUAAUAGCUGAAAUGCAACUUCAUCAAAUGCAGCACAGAGCACUAGUAUAUGUCUUUGUAAUUUAAUGCCAGUUUACAUUCUUGAUUGUGGAUCAUGUAAAGACAAUUGAAAUGGUCUAUAUGUGAUCAAAUAUUUUUCAAGACACAUUGAUUUAAUUUUGUAGAUAAGUACAAAUUUAUGCUAAUUAAAAAUGCAAAGUGCUGAAGCGGGAAACAUCAAAAUAAUGUUGGAAUGAUCAUGAAGUACAUACAUACAGAUGAGCACUGUAAACUAUUUUUUCGGAUCCAAUUUUAUGAAUGGCUUUGCAGUACUGUUCCCAUCUGCUCCCAUGUUAUCGGACUUGCUCGUUUUAAGCAGUCAUGUUUUGUAAUUACAAUAGAUUCAACAGGCCGUAGGACUUCAACUCUGGUCACGCUUGCAUUUCGCUCUUUUUCUCUCCUAUCACUCUCGUUUUUAUGGAUUAUGCUCUUUCUGUUCAAUUUUUUGAACUUGUAAAGUUGUACUUUAUAUCAUAUGAUGGGAUGAAAGUAUUCCAUAUAGCCUGUGUUACAGAUUUUGUACAAAGGGUGUUUAUAUGAAAAUGUAACCAGUUCAUAGCUUUGAAUGUUGCAACUAAAGUUUUUAUUUGUAAAUGUUGAAUAUUAACCAUCAAACAAAUAAAGGUUCAUUGAUGUAAA